AUGGCACCCAUCGACCCUGGAUCCUUGAUCCUCAUCACAGGUGGAAAUGGAUUCAUCGGAGCUCACUGUAUUGCGAAUCUUUUGCAAUCCAAUUUUCAUGUUCGAGCAACUGUUCGCUCUGCUGAAAAGGCAGAGUUGACCCGAAAAGCACUGAGUGCGGCAGGUAUUCAGAACCUUUCAAAUCUAGAGCUGAGUGUCCUGCCAGAUCCGACUCACGUCGAUUCCUUGGUUAAAGUUCUGAAUGGUUGUCAGGCUAUCCUUCAUCUGGCUUCUUCAUUCAGCUACGAUGCUGCACCGGGUGAGUUUGAAGAAAGCUUAAUGAUUCCUGCUUUCCGUGGAACUCAGGCUAUCUGCGAAGCGGCUCAGAAACAGUCUUCCAUUCGUCGCUUGAUCGUUAUGUCAAGUUUUGCCAGCGUUUAUAACGCGGAUAUGGGACUUCAACCGGGUCGGGUUUAUACUGAGAAUGAUUGGAGUCCUUUGACUUAUGAAGAUGGUGUUAAUGCGCCAGCUGUGCCCAUCGCCUACCGCGCAUCAAAGGUCGUCGCAGAACGUGCUGCGUGGGAUUUCGUGCGAGAUAAUUCUGUUCAGUAUCAGCUGGUCACACUUUGUCCCGGCAUGGUGUUCGGCAAGAUGAUUCAUCCUAUUUCAUCGCUGUCCCAGUUGAAUGCCAGCAAUCAAAUCGUUUGGCAAGUUCUGAAUGCUGGGAGGGAUGGUGAAAUUUCCCCUUCGAAAGCGCCUGUAUGGGUUGAUGUGGAAGACCUUGCUGAGGUUUGUCGCAAGGCACUCGUUUUCGAGACAUCGGAACAUGAGCGUUUCCUAGUAACGAGCUCAGCUUAUGAUACACAGGAGAUUAGUGAUAUUGUCCGCGAUGAACUGCCUACAACACAUCGAGCACCGCUAGGAGAGCCAGGGAAGCGACUUGCGGAUACACAUUACUCUUGCGACUCUAGUAAAGUGAACAGGUUACUUGGAGUAGAGUUUCGAGAUUUGAGGGACUCUAUUGUUCCACUGGCCCAGCAGCUAUAUUCCAUGGAGUGA
Penicillium malachiteum is the source of this 1038-nucleotide messenger RNA. RefSeq lists its product as uncharacterized. The transcript has 3 exons. Bases 1 to 1038 code for a protein of 345 amino acids. The record is from RefSeq and is a predicted model, not a curated record. NCBI's taxonomy places the organism in Eukaryota, Fungi, Ascomycota, Eurotiomycetes, Eurotiales, Aspergillaceae. Gene Ontology annotation, molecular function: oxidoreductase activity, acting on the CH-OH group of donors, NAD or NADP as acceptor.